AUGUCAUCAUUAGACUCCUCCUUCUCUUUGGCCUUCUCUGAGGGAUUCAGAUUGAGGGCAAGUGAGAUGGCAGCAAUGGUCUGGAUACCGGAUAAGAAGUGGUCGAUGAGCACCGACCUGGACCUCGGCCGAGAUUUCAAUAGUACCACGAGUGAUCUUGGUGGGGAUACCGAGGGUCUAGAAGGAGGAGGUCUUUCCGGACUCCAUACCAUCAGUGUUUCUGUAAUAGCACCCAAUUUGAGAUCGGUUCAGACAGCACCUGGACCUCACCUGAUGAUCAAUUACGUCGUGCAUAAUACUCCUGCCAGUGAUAAGACGUGUUUGGUCAGGACUCACGGAGAGCGCAGGAGCCACAGCGAGCUCAAGCUGAAGAUAAUUCAGACUUCGAAAGUACGUGCUGCUAUUGCACCUACCAGAGAUGGUGCAACUGUUCAGGAAGUCCACCAGCCAAAGGACGUCAGUGGCAUUCACUCGGAAAUGGUUUCAGAUGUCAAGUCUUGCGCAGGUGCUAUAUUUGGGUUGAAUCCCGAAUUUUUUGUUCGAGGCUACCCUCACGAUACUCAGCCAGAAUGCUGUACUAUGCUUGUGAAUCCCCGUGGUGAAUACACAAAGUUUACUCCCAUACUCUUUCUUCAUCCAGAGUGUCUCAACAAAGACGAAUUUCUCAAAACAGCAAAGCUUGUUCAGCUAUUAGGUCUUAAAAGUAGCGCUUUUGGGAAAUCCUCCCUUUCUGCCACCUACGCUCCAGCCCCCAAGACUAACACCAAACUUUGGCAAUUAUGGAAUACCACUCCGGGUAUGAUUGCUGCUGCUGCUGUUGUUGCAAUAUUUGUUCUUUUGGGUGACAAGGAUUUGUACGCGAAGGGUGAAAAAAGCAAUAUCCUGUACCACCAAUAUCAUAACUACUAUCGCCAACAUCUAAUGACUGGAGGUGCCUGGACACGAGACAUCCUCACCUUUUUCAACAAUGCCCUCUUCCCUGAAACCUCAUCCUCGCAUGUCGGUCCAGACACGACAGAUGCAGGCACUUCCCACAACAGUUUGGAAGAGGAACUUGAGCAUUCCAUGGAAGAGGGAGGCAACGGGCCAGCUUUUCAAUUUGAUCCUGUCGUUGCCCCUGUUACUCAGUGUUCUGAGUCCAUCGUGGACCAAUCCUCUGCCUCUGUCACACGCCCACCAUCUGCCUCUGUUGCACUGCCAGCAUAUUAUGCUCCUGCUGUUGCAUUUCCACCUGCCCCUGUGACUGCCCCUGUUACUUUGCCCUCGGCUGCUCCUAUCAUCAUGGCACCAUCUGACUCCAUCUCUUCGGCAAUGCAAGACCUUACCUUGGCAGGUGGUCCUCCCCUUGUAGAGCCUGAUGUGGUUGGGGCUGUCCCCCCGAAACCUAAACCAAAGCCAAGGCAGAUGAAUCAGGCGCUGAGAUAUCUUCUUUACUUCUCGCCGUCGGCAAUGUCACAAUCAUCGCUAAAUUAG
Messenger RNA from Suillus fuscotomentosus, 1473 nucleotides. RefSeq lists its product as uncharacterized. Lineage: Eukaryota; Fungi; Basidiomycota; Agaricomycetes; Boletales; Suillaceae. The record is from RefSeq and is a predicted model, not a curated record. The transcript is spliced from 11 exons. The coding region runs from base 1 to 1473 and encodes 490 amino acids.